Messenger RNA from Neurospora tetraspora, 1876 nucleotides. RefSeq lists its product as uncharacterized. NCBI's taxonomy places the organism in Eukaryota, Fungi, Ascomycota, Sordariomycetes, Sordariales, Sordariaceae. The transcript has 3 exons. The coding region runs from base 418 to 1764 and encodes 448 amino acids. The record is from RefSeq and is a predicted model, not a curated record.
GAUCAACAGAUGGACUUCCAGGCAUAUCCUCACAGAUAGGAGCAUGGAAACGAGAUAUUGGUCACUGUCCAUGUUUGCCUUCAUAUUCUAGUUCCACCACAGCUUUGGAAGGAGAGGGUUUGUCAGUACCUGGGCGGCGUUCAGGUUUGAUGAGUGCUGCAGCAUUACAACUUUCAUCUCAACUCGUCCCAGGCACCAACAUCUUUCGAAACUUUCUCUGCCGUGUCGUGGUCCUCUUCGUUUCUACAACCCCGCGUCACGGAGACAAUCAUCGCCAGGUCCUCCUCCUUUUGUUGCGCUAGGCCCCUCACUCCUGGUCACCGGCACCUCGAGGAUUAUAAAACAACUCCCAAUCGAGUUGAAACAGCUUUUCUGGGGCUUCUAGCGUGCCACCACAUUCUGAUCCAAGAUUGCACCAUGUCCAGCGCACUACCCACUGCUCUAGGAGCAACAGCGACGGUGGAACAACCCUCAAUUGUUGUCACGUCGUCUCCGGAUAGUACUGUAGCAGCCACACAUGAGCCUGGCGCAAGCUUGUUGACAGAGACAUGCGCGACGCCUGAGUACACCCUACUUAAUUUGGGGCCAUCGGCUGUUUACGCGGCCUUUGUUGGUUGCGUAAACACCAGGCAAGACUGCUGCCCUUCCCAGCCUCAAUCAUCGGUAGCAAUAGGGUUCAAUGACGUGUAUCCUAAAGCACCGAAUCCCGAACAGGCGGUACUAGAACGCUGCCCCGCCGACUACUAUUCAAUUUCAGCCAGUUGCUGCCCCAACGGUUACACCCCAUGGACGACUGACCUGGGAGGCCAGACACCGUGCUUCAGUGUCCUCCAAGCAGCAAUGACACCACCUCCCAUCACGAAUGCGAAUACGGUGUUAUCCAAUGGGGCUAAGCCGACCGUUGUCGUCUCCGACGUUGUCUAUGCCAUCCAGUACCCCGUUCAAGAGCCCAUUAACAGCUUUCCUGCGGAGGCUAUCGCUGGUACUGUGGCGACCGUUCUUGGACUGCUAGUUCUUGCAGGGCUGGCCUUGUUUAUCCACAAACGGCGGCAAAGGCGGGAGUUUCUCAACCUGGGAAACGAGCUGAACGACCUCUACGGCCCUAAAAGAACUCAGGAACCUUCAAAUACAUCGCGACCAGGAGUACAAGCCAGUGGACCAAGCAGUUUCCAGGACGAUAGGACGCUCUGCGAAGAUAGGGCAUAUUCGCGGAAGUCGAAGGAAUCGGACCGGAGUCAGCCACAACAGUCGCCCUUUGAUGGACACCAAUUCGUGGUCCCGCCCGUCAACCUCCCUGAGCAGAAUGACCUUCAGAAAACGUUGACCCAUGAACAGCAACCGGCGAAGCAGGGACUCAACCAGGGAUUCAAGUUGCGGGUUGACGAGCCCGACCAACAAGCCCCUCAGCAUGAGCAAAAGCGAUCAAAUAUUAAUGCCACCGAACAUGAUCUUACCACCCCUUCGCCGUCCGAACUGGAAAAGCCACAACUACCCGCACUCUCGUGCCAAGAGGAACCGAACGCAGACGACAUAGUCAACACAAGCAACUCCGGGGAUGAUACGUUUGCUUCGACUCACAGCAGCUAUCACUCCGGCCUUCUUCAAGGUCUGACAGUUGAAACUGCCCGUCCAGAGCGCCUCUCACGUGUCUACGCCAAAAUGGUCUACACUUCUGGACAGACCAGUAUCAAAAGAAAACCAGUCAACAACACGGAAGAGCAGAAAGAUGACAGGAAGUCUUCGUCGGGGGAGGAAGCGAAGUGAAUAUCGAUCAUUUCCUUUCAUCUUGGGGAGAACGAAGAGGGAAGGGGGAACGUUGUGGAUCACUGUUUGACCAUUAGGUAUCAGAUGACGCAAGCUCAUAUCUGGCGCAAGU